Molecule: messenger RNA, 1258 nt
Organism: Nanorana parkeri
Lineage: Eukaryota; Metazoa; Chordata; Amphibia; Anura; Dicroglossidae
Product: dehydrogenase/reductase SDR family member 4-like
Exons: 8
Coding region: 21-869 (282 amino acids)
Molecular function (GO): carbonyl reductase (NADPH) activity
Source: RefSeq, a predicted model, not a curated record
AGAGUCCACUUUCCUGCUCAAUGCUUCGCCUGUCCUUGCAACGUUUGCUGUCCGUACCGGCCCGUGGUGGAGAAUCCUGCAUAAUGCAGAGUGUAAGAGGGGUGCAGACUCCUCCAAGACUUCAAGGCAAAGUGGCACUAGUAACAGCAUCAACAGAUGGGAUCGGUUUGGCUAUUGCUCGGCAGCUUGCUCGGGAUGGAGCACAAGUUCUGAUCAGCAGCCGAAAGCAACAAAAUGUAGAUAAUGCCGUUAAAGAACUUAAAGAACAAGGACUAGAUGUUGAAGGGACAGUCUGUCAUGUGGGCCGGAGUGAGGACCGAGAAAAACUAGUGAACAUGGCAGUCCAAAAGUUUGGAGGUGUUGAUAUUCUUGUUUCUAAUGCUGCAGUUAACCCCUUUUUUGGAAAUAUCUUGGACUCUACUGAUGAGGUUUGGGAUAAGAUUCUGGAUAUAAAUGUUAAAGCCGCAUUCCUUCUGGUGAAACUUGUGGUGCCCAAAAUGCAGGAAAGAGGAGGUGGCAGUAUUGUGAUUGUUUCAUCUGUUGCUGGAUUUACACCAUUUCCUGCCCUGGGCCCUUACAGCGUCAGUAAGACUGCACUGCUUGGCCUUUCCAAAGCUCUUGCACCAGAGUUGUCACCUCUCAACAUCCGAGUGAACUGCCUUGCACCUGGGCUUAUUCGCACCAAGUUCAGUUCAGCGCUAUGGAAGAGCAAGUCUGGCUUGGAGCAACUAACAACUGCUCUAGGUAUAAGCAGGAUCGGCGAGCCAGAAGAGUGCGCUGGAAUAGUGUCUUUCCUCUGCUCUCCUGAAGCCUCAUAUAUAACCGGAGAGACAGUUGUGGUUGCGGGAGGAGGGCACUCUCGUCUAUGAAAAAAUUCAUUUAUCGUUGUGUUGCUUGCACUAUUCAGCGCGUCGCGUCCAAACAAUAAAUAUUGUAAUUUGCUACAUGUCCAUUUUUAUCAUGUAGUUGGACUCUUAGUAAUUGCAUUGUGAAAAUAAUUUUCUGAAAAUAUGGUGUCAGAGUAGCACUGAUGGAAUUAAAGAAAAACAUCAAUAGGCCAUGUUCAGCCUGCAUGUGAUUAAGCGACAAGCUGAUUUAUGUCACCAGACUUUACUUACAGAAUGUCAAUUAUGGCUGAUUAAUGUAUACUGCUGCCCACCCACAUCCUACUAAUGCUGUCACUGUUGGCCUUUGUUAAUUUACAGAAGACACACCUCAGAGGUAUGAAAUAUAUUUUCUUAUUAAUAAAACCUUUAUU